CCGCAACCUGGACACGCAAACCUCUAGAACAAACAACGACGACGGUGCUACGGAGGAUCGAUAACUAGGGUUAAACCCACUCGUUUUUUCUUUCCAGCAGGGCAUCAACUUCCAACACCUGGUAAUCCGUUCUCUGUAAACACUUCUUGAACUACAGUUUCAGAGAGUUACUGCUCGCUACCGCCCUCGAGCUCGGCCGAGCUCAUCACUGAACGAGUUUCCUUAUCGUCGAUCCUUCACAGCAACAUUUCUCAUGCGUUCAUAAGUUUUCACUCUUUUUUUCUUUCUCCAACCCACACGGCCACCGCCCGCGACAUCUUUUUUUUUUUUCGAUCUUUUUUUUUUUCUUUUUUCCCCUCCAAGCCCAGGAACGUACCGCCUAUAUGCGUCUGGAGUUACCGAUCCAAACAUUGUGAUUUUCUUUCGUUCUUGAUCCUGCAAGCCAACACAAACUCCUCACCAUCCCACUACUCAAUCAGAUCAGAGUAUCUGUCUCAAAAUUAGAGAAUUUUGUUCUCUAAAUCCCUAGGUUUGGUACCUCAGCGAGGGACAUUCCACCCGUGUGUAUGACCAAAAAAGCGAUCUCCUCAAUCCGCCAAUAGACUGUUCUGGAUUUCUGCGCGGACUCGGUCGACUUCCGAGUCUUAAAAACCUGUUACUACUGCUACUAUACUACAUUCAUCUAUACUUUAAUCCUUAAAGCAACAGACCAAUCGCCAAUCACCACCACUCACCCCUCAAAUCCAAUCGACCUACUUGAAUUACCAAUGGAGUGCAUGAGAAAUUCGUUCCAGGAGGGUGUCCUUCUUGAUGGGCGUUUCAAGUCGGUUAGGCUCCUCAACCAUGGCUCAUUCGGAAUGGUCUCCUUGGCCAAGGACAUCCACUCUGGGGAGAUGGUUGCCAUCAAGUGCCUUACUAAGGCCAACUCGGCAGCGGCAGCAACCACCGAGUUUGCUAUUGAUGAGCUUUCCCAGGAGUACGAGUUCCAUUCCCGAGUCGGCAACCACCCAAGCAUCGUCAACCUAAUUCAUUCCUUUGAGACCGAAAGCCAUAUUUUUCUCGUGCUUGAAUAUUGCCCUAAUGGUGAUCUCUACGAGGCCAUCCGUCUUGGACGUGGCCCCUUGGAGACCGAACAUGUCAGAGACUUCAUGUUGCAGCUGGUGGCUGCUGUGGAGCACAUGCAUUCCAAGGGUGUCUACCAUCGCGACAUUAAGCCUGAGAAUAUCUUCUUGAGCCAAUUUGGACUGAUGAAACUGGGUGAUUUCGGCUUGGCAACCAUGGAUGAGUGGACUGAUGAGUCAGCUGUUGGAAGCGACCGUUACAUGGCACCGGAACAGUAUGACUCAGUUGGCGGAUAUUCGCCUGAGAAGGCGGAUAUCUGGGCUGUAGGAAUCUGUCUUUUGAAUGUUCUCUUUGCCCGCAACCCGUUCGUUGUGCCCGCCGGAAGUGACCCCUUAUUUGCCGAUUACGUUUUGGAUCGGGAGUCCCUUUUCGAUAUUUUCCCGACCUUGUCAUAUGAUACCUAUGACGUCCUUUCUUAUUGUUUGGCCCUGGACCCUAAAAAACGUUCGCUUGCUGGUGUUCGUGAUGCCAUUGAGCGAGUUGUGUAUUGGACUACAGAUGAAGAGGGUUUGGAUGAUGACUUCUGCACUGAAGAUAGAGAAGUCGUUCCCGCCCCCGCCAACCGCGAACCGCUUCGCACUCCAUCUAUUCAGAGUCCUCAAAUUGCCCAGGGCGGUUCUUUCCCGUGGGCCCAAGCCCUUCACAUGACACCUCAGCCCCGUCAACUUUCCAUCGUUCAUGAUCAGGAGGAGCCGGUCAUCUACAGCGAGGGUAUGUUUGCCAAUGAUCCUGAUCGUUAUGCAAAGGAUAUGGGCUACUACGUUCAUGUUACUCCAUCGCUCGAUUCCGGUCUUGGUGCUUCUUUCACGGCCAUGGAAAACCACUUCAAGCUUCGAACCGAAAAGAUUCCAAUCAAGCCACCUGCUGUGACCAAAGAAGCGGAUGCUUUUGGUAUGCACUUCCAGCAGAGCGAGUGCGUCUCUAAGUCUUGGAGUGAUUGGGUUAUCGAAGACGAGGAGGAGGAAGAACGUGAGCGUGCUGAACGGGAGAAGGAACUCAAGCGUAGAAGCUGGAGUUACGAAUCCGAUCACGGGUAUGCUGAUGACGAUGGGUACGAUGUUGAGUGGGUCGGAGGGGGGUGGGAAGAUCUGGCGGUCUAAUUUCUUCCUUUCACCUUGGUAUUGAGUUCCCGAGUCCGCCGCUGGGCUGGAUCAAUUUUUGCUACGUUUAUUAUUAUUUUUUGAUUCCAGGCAUUAUGGUGGGACAUGGUGACCGUGAGCGAAGGUGUUAGAGCAUUCCUGCUUGAGAAGAGUUUUUUUUUUUUUUUGUUUGCCUAACCUGUGGUUGUGGGGUUUAUGUCGGGUUGACAAACAUUUUGUAACUAUUGGGAUUUGUUCCCGGCAUAUUCGAAAUACCCUGACUUUAUAUACGGGUUUUCUUGC
Messenger RNA from Tuber melanosporum (Perigord truffle), 2504 nucleotides. RefSeq lists its product as uncharacterized. Bases 768 to 2222 code for a protein of 484 amino acids. NCBI's taxonomy places the organism in Eukaryota, Fungi, Ascomycota, Pezizomycetes, Pezizales, Tuberaceae. Gene Ontology annotation, biological process: autophagy; peptidyl-serine phosphorylation. Gene Ontology annotation, cellular component: cytoplasm. The record is from RefSeq and is a predicted model, not a curated record. The transcript has 3 exons. Gene Ontology annotation, molecular function: ATP binding; protein serine/threonine kinase activity.